AAAGUUGGAGGACCUAUUUGAGAAAAUGAUCUGAAAGAAGAUAAUAGGAACACACUGCUAUCAUCAAAAUUUCCCCACAAUAUUUUACAUUUUGUUGGUUUUAAGCCAUGAUUAUUUUCUCAUCACCUUCUCCCCUUCAAUCCAAUCAAUUAUUCUCGUAUAAUUUGGCAUCACAUUGUCCUACGCUCAAGUGCUCCUUUUUCUCGAGAAAGCAAAUAUCACGCUGCCAUCCAAGCUGUAGUUUAGAACAAAAUAGUGAACAGAAUGCCCGUAAAGCACCCUCUGAGGAGAAAACACUGAGGAGAAUGAUGCUCUUCAUGUUAGUCACACCUACUUCUUUUCCAACUUUAAAUUCUUAUGGGAAGACGAAGAGUAAGAACCCAUAUGACGAAAGACGCUUGCUGGAGCAGAACAAACGGAGACAAAGAGAAAACAACGCUCCUGAAGACUUUCCAAGUUUUAUCAGAGAAGGCUUUGAGGUUAAGGUGGUUGCAUCUGACAGUUAUAUAAGACGUGAUUCGGGACUCAUGUACCGAGAUUUUGAAGUCGGUGAAGGUGAUUACCCAAAGGAUGGCCAGCAGAUCAUUUUCCAGUACAUUGGCUAUAAUGAGACAGGUCGUCGCAUUGAUAGCACAUACUUGCAGGGUGCUCCUGCCAAGAUCAGGUUGGGCACUAAAGCACUGGUGCCAGGAUUUGAGGAAGGAAUACGUGACAUGAAACCUGGUGGUAAAAGAAGAAUAAUCAUUCCUCCAGAACUUGGACCUCCGGUUGGACCAUCAACUUUCUUCAGUGCCAAACAGUUUGAGGUUUUUGAUGUGGAGUUGCUAAACAUCAAGGAUUGUCAGAGGAGAACCAUAGGAUUCUAUUCCGAUGUAGUCUGUGAUUAAGUAGGGAGAUAAAUCCGGUCUGAAGAUGCAAGUUCACAUUGGAUAUGAGUCUGCCUUCAGUGAUUGGGUUCAACAAUUUGAUCGUGGCUUGGUCUACUUUCCAUGUUAAAGUUUUGCAGCUUGCACCAGAUUUUUCUGGGUUAACUUAGAGUUCGUCAACUGCAAUAAAUCUGAAGGAAUUAGAUCUAAAUCAUGUCAGAAAGUGAUGUAAUAGGUUCUCCCUGUAGUAGUAUUUUGGUUUGAGCAUUUGAAGUUAUUGUUUCUAA
Molecule: messenger RNA, 1153 nt
Organism: Spinacia oleracea (spinach)
Lineage: Eukaryota; Viridiplantae; Streptophyta; Magnoliopsida; Caryophyllales; Amaranthaceae
Product: peptidyl-prolyl cis-trans isomerase FKBP20-2, chloroplastic
Exons: 7
Coding region: 108-887 (259 amino acids)
Molecular function (GO): peptidyl-prolyl cis-trans isomerase activity
Source: RefSeq, a predicted model, not a curated record